Messenger RNA from Cavia porcellus (domestic guinea pig), 5867 nucleotides. RefSeq names its product G protein-coupled receptor 149 (gene Gpr149). Gene Ontology annotation, molecular function: G protein-coupled receptor activity; neuropeptide binding. Gene Ontology annotation, biological process: neuropeptide signaling pathway. The coding region runs from base 657 to 2831 and encodes 724 amino acids. The record is from RefSeq and is a predicted model, not a curated record. NCBI's taxonomy places the organism in Eukaryota, Metazoa, Chordata, Mammalia, Rodentia, Caviidae. Gene Ontology annotation, cellular component: plasma membrane; neuron projection. The transcript is spliced from 4 exons.
UGAAGAACACAAAGGUUCGGGUGGGAGCCUUGCUCUCUGGCUCCCUCUGACUGACUCUCUCUCUCUCUCUCUCUCUCUCUCUCUCUCUCUCUCUCUCUUUCCCUCUCCCUCUCCCACCCUCCCUCCUUCUCUUCCUUUUCCUUUCCUUUUUCUUCUCUCUAUCUCCCUCUCCCCACUUCUACCUCUCCCUCUUCUCCUGCCAUCAGAGUUGAAACCUAACUGAUAAUCUCUCUGCCUUUGAAUUUAGCUCCUCCGGAACCAAAUGCAUUUUAUUGCUCUUAGAAGUGAAUAGAGUUUUGAUAAGCUGGGAGCUGCUUGCUCCAGAGGACCCAAAAAGAUCCAGCCAUCAUUGUUUUUUAAUCUAUCCGAGAAGUUUUGCCUUCCUGACCUGAAAUUUGGUGGAAGGGAUUUUUGGGCUUGAUUGUUUUUCAUUGGAAUAUUGAAAACUUUUAUUGAUGCCUGAAUUGGAACCCAGUUUUUACACACGGGUUGAGUCAGAUCUAAAGGACAUUUGCCUGACUGCUUUCCACAGGACUGACCAGGGAAACAUCUAAAGAGAAAUUUGGUGGGAGAAAUGACAUCUAUUUGCAGCAGCCAUGCUUUCUUUUGAGAGAAUCAGACUCACUGAGAAGGGAAAUUAAUAUUGGUAAAGUACAAUGUCUUUUAGUAACUCUAGCCUGUGGGGAAACAACCAUAAUUCUACGGACCUUUCCAAUUCUCCAGGAACUCUAAAUAUCUGUCUUUUUUGCUUGACAUGUGCAAUGACUCUUGCAGCUCUGACAGGCAGCAUUUUUUCACUAGUUUCUCUGCUGAAAUUGCAGAGGAGGACUGUUGUGUCCAUGCUUGUGGCGUCCUGGUCUGUGGAUGAUCUCAUGAGCGUUCUCUCUGUGACUAUCUUCAUGUAUUUGCAGUGGCCAAAAGAGGCCCCUGGCUACUUCCAGUCUCUGUGCACCACCUCUGCCUUACUGUAUUUAUGCCAGGGCCUCUCGAGCAACUUGAAGGCGACUCUUCUAGUCUCCUAUAACUUUUACACAAUGCACAGGGCUGCGGAAAGUCAGGCAGCAUCCAAACGCUCCGGCCAGGUGCUCGGAGCAGCGCUGAUGGUGUGGGCAGCCAGCCUGGUGCUCUCCGCGCUCCCUCUCUGUGGUUGGGGCGCCUUCGUGCGCACGCCCUGGGGCUGUCUGGUGGACUGCUCCAGCUCCUACGUGUUGCUCCUCUUCGCCGUGUAUGCUUCGGCCUUCGGACUCCUGGCUGGCCUCUCGGUCCCGCUCAUUCAUCAGUUGCUGUGUUCCGAGGAGCCGCAGAGACUCCACGCCUACUACCAGGAAAUCUCCCGCAGAGCCUCCACUCCGGGGACCCCUCCUACUGUAGGGACAGCGCUGUCCCUGUCCCCGGAGGAUGCUGCAGGGCCCGCUCCGCCCGGCCCUAAGGCGUGCUUCCCGAGCUCAGACUCCGGUUUUGGGCCGGAUCUGGCGGCUGCCGCCGGGACCAGGACCGGGACCGGAGCCUGCAUGCGUGGACAGCCAGGCACCAGGAGCUUCGCCAGGAGCACAGCGCAGAAGCGCUUCGCUUUGAUCCUAGCGUUGACAAAAGUCGUUCUCUGGCUGCCCUUGAUGAUCCAUAUGGUGGUCAAGCACGUGGCGGGAGUUCAGUGCCUUCCCUUCGAGUCCCUCGGCUUUCUGCUCACCCUGCUGGCUGCCACUGUGACCCCAGUGUUUGUCUUGUCCAAACGCUGGACCCACUUGCCCUGUGGCUGCAUCAUCAACUGCAGGCAGGACACUUACCCCGAGGCAUCUGAUAGGAAAAAAACCAAUAGAAAAGGCUUUGAAUUCAAUCUGUCAUUCCAACGAAGUUAUGGAGUUUAUAAAAUAGCACAUGAAGAUUAUUAUGAUGAUGAUGAAAACUCUAUAUCCUACCACAACCUGAUGAAUUAUGAAUGUGAAACUACAAAAGAUUCUCAGAGAGACAAUUGUAAUAUCUUCAACACCAUAAAAGUAGAAAUCAGCACCACACCCUCUCUGGACAGCUCCACACUAAAAGGCAUUAACAAAUGCACAAAUACUGAUGUUAUAGAGGCUAAGCAAGUUCCUGAUGAAGAAAAGUGUGCAUUUUCAGACAAAACAGGAAGUAAUAUUAACUACGAAGAAGCCACCUUUUACGAAGGUCCAGAAAGAAGACUAUCGCAUGAAGAGAGUCAGAAACCAGACCUUUCAGAUUGGGAAUGGUGUAGGAGUAAAUCAGAAAGAACACCUCGUCAGCGGUCCUGUGGUGGGCUUGCCAUUCCCCUGUGUGCAUUCCAAGGCACUGUGUCUCUCCACGCGCCUACAGGGAAAACCCUCUCUCUUUCUACCUAUGAAGUGAGUGCUGAAGGUCAAAAAAUAACUCCGGCCUCUAAGAAAAUAGAAGUCUACCGAUCUAAAAGUGUCGGCCAUGAACCGAAUCCAGAGGAUUCUCCCUCAACGUUUGCAGACACUAAUGUGAAGAUACACCUGGAGGUCCUCGAAAUUUGUGAUAAUGAAGAGGCCUUGGACACUGUUUCGAUUAUUAGCAACAUCAGCCAGUCGUCCACGCAAGUCAGAUCUCCUUCACUACGCUACUCGAGGAAAGAAAACAGAUUUGUCUCGUGUGAUUUAGGGGAAACAGCUUCGUAUUCUCUCUUUUUACCUACAAGUGAUCCUGAUGGUGAUAUCAACAUCUCCAUUCCAGACACUGUCGAAGCACACAGGCAGAACAGUAAGAGGCAACGCCAAGAGAAGGAUGGCUACCAGGAAGAAAUCCAGAUGUUAAACAAAGCUUACAGGAAACGGGAGGAGGAAAGCAAGAGUAACUAGUGAUCAGUGGGCCUGUGAGAAGCAAAAAUGGCUCUGCAACUUCAAAGCGUGAAUUCACGACUUUGAGACUGAUUUUCUUUUAUUUCUUGGUUUAUGUAAGCUUUACUAAUUUACUAGUUAAUUAUUUUUAGUAUACAGAGCAGGAACUACUGUAGACACUAAGUGCAUUUAUAUGUGCUGCCUAAAGAUCACACACUGUGGUGACUGUAAUAUUUUGUGUCUUAUCCAGUUUCUACAAAGAUUUUUGUAAAUUGCAUCUUGGCCUAAUUUCCUGUCUUUGCCUAUGUUUGUCAGAUGAAUACACUGCUUCCAUCACGUGUUUCUAUACUUAAUGUUGGCUUUUGCUGAAAGGGAAAAAGAAGACAUUUUCAAAAUGGAAGAAAUGUAGCUAAACUCCCAAGUUGUAUUUGUAGACAUUUGUCUAAAUGUUGCUAGCAAUAUAAGCUUGUUCCAAUUACUGCUUCAGGUUUAUAUUGGUGUCUAGAAAAUAUAUUUUUGUGCAAAAUGACAAAUUAGAUAUUAACUUGCAAAUAUGCAUGCCUCUAACCUAUAAAUAGUUGUUUCCUUAAUUUCUAUAAAGUAUAAACAGUUUAAUAGGUGGUUCUUUCCUUGCUUUCUCUUAAAUCUCCCUUUAGCCUUUUAAGUAUAUCAAGAUAGCCUUUAAAACAAAUAUGUUGUAUGUUACAGGUGGAAUUAGAAGUAGUCUUUAACUCAAAUAUUAUUGGAAAAGUUUGUGUUAGCUUUCCCUCACUAUAACAAAUACUUGAGAUUAUCGGCUCAUAAAGAGAAAAGUUUUACUUAGCCCACAGUGUUAAAGUUUGCAAUCCACGACUGAUUUGCUCCAUUGAUUUUGGGGCUAUGGCAAGGCAGCAGAUCAUGGUAGGAGCUCAUAGUAGAGCAAAACCACUCAGCUCACGGUGAUCCAGGGAGCAAACAAACUAGAAGGGACCCAAGUCUCACAAACAUCUUUGAAGACGUGUGCCCAAAGACCACCAUGCUCUGCUUCUAAAAGCUCCGUGGUCCCCCCAAUAGACUUUCCUGGCCACCAAGCCUCCAUCAUAGCAGUCUUUAAGUUGAAUCUACAGCAAUGUUUUAAUUUAUACUUGUUCCUAGAAUUGUUUUGUUUAUUUGAAUAGAAAUUGAAAGAAAAUAUUGCCAGAUUACAUCCUGAGAUGUGGAUUUUACAACAAUAACAAGCUUCUGGAUAAAGCAAAGGAAAAAUCCUCUAAUCUUAAAAGAAAAGUGUCUAUUCUUAAAGCUUCAGAUUCAAAACUUUUCUUAGCUAUUCUUGCAGCAUAUGAACUUGUGCUUCAAAUAUUAGGUUUAAAUGCUUAUUUCUUUUCCAAAGACAUGUGUUAUUUCAAGGGAAAUACAUAUUUUGUCAAGUGAUUGGAAGGUAUACAUAUUGAUUGGUUUUUAAAUAUAUUAUGUUGCAAAAUUACAUAAAUAAUAUUGUUAAAAUAUUAGGAAUGCAUAUUUGUAAAGUUAUGAAGUGAUUUUUUUCAAAUUGAUUUAUUCUAAUCUUUCUGUAAACAUGCAUUAAAUGCAUUAUAUAAAUGUUUACUUUUGAAAAUUACUGAACUGAUUAUAUAAUCUUAGACUUUGCAUCUCCUUACCUCACACAUAUAUAUUUAUAGAUUGAAUUAUUUUUCAGAAUCAUUGAUUUUGUUUAUUUCCUUAUACUGAAUCAAAAUUCUCUCUAAAUUAUUGCACAUGAGCUUUCAGAGUGUUUCACCCUUAGAGAACAUUUUUUAGCCACCAAGAAAAGUUAUUUUCAAAAUAGUUAUAUCAUUUUUUCAUGUGACAUUAUCUAAAUUUUGCAAGCAAAUGUAAUGUCCUUAGUAAUGUUUAUAAAGCAAAUUUCAAAUAAUCAUAGCAUAUAAAUUCAAAUUCAAUUAUAUUCUCACCUUAAAUACUGUUUUGUUUUCAAUACUUUGCAUCUUCAAAAUUGAUGACUUUUAACACAAGUGGACAAAUCAUCCUGGUAUAUAAAUCUUUAACAUUGAAUAUCUUUACAAAGGAAAAAAUGAAUUGGAUAUACUAAUAAUGCCUUUUAAAGGACAGUUUCUGACAUAUUUAUAUGUAUAAUUUUCUGAAGGAUAAAGAUAAUAUUGCUACUUUCAAAUGCAAUUUUUAAUAACAUUAAAAUCAUAAUGCAACUAAAUAGUAGAGAUUUAAAUGUAAACAAAUAUUUUUAACGUCAGCAUUUUGAAUGAGAAGAUGAUGAAAGUCAAGGUUUAAAGAGUAUAUCGUGAGGAGACAAUAAUAGCCAUUUUCCUUCCUGUUUUCCUUUUUCUUUUCACGAGACAUGGAACUAGGCUGGAGGAAAUGAAACAAAACAAAACAAAAGCAAGCAAACUAAGGUAUUUCUGUUUAAUUUCUCUUGGUUAUUGCACUGUGUAUACCAUAGACAUACUUUUAAAUUUUUCCUACAUUGAAACAAUACCAUGAUCAUUUAGCCUGAAGACGUAUUUGAGAGAUGAGUGAGGAACAGAUUACUAAUCUAUAACAUUUCAAAUUCCAAGCCAACAGUAGAUCAGUCUACAAGAAAAAUCUACUUGGGCUGUACAUAAGUGUUAAAGGAUCCUCCAAAUUCUUAUAAAGAGAGGAUGUUAAGUUUCACAAGUCUUACUUAAAUUUACUUACUGUUUAGUGACUCUGAUGAUAAAAAUGGUGUUUCUAGUGUAGAAAAUACCCUUUUAGCUAUCCUGUGCUAUGUCCAAAUAUCUUACCCUUGAAAGAUAGUUAUAUACUUAGCAUUAAUAAAUACUGUAUUUUAUAUACUGUAUCUCUUUCCUUUCUAAAUUUUAUGUGGAAAUAAAAACUUUACCUAAUAAAACUGUCACCAUCUGGUGGUGACUCCUACACACUGCAGACACAUAAUCAUAAUUCCCUAAUUAUAUAUGUAUAUAUAUAUGUAUAUAUUUGCACACACACACAUAAUGUCUAAAGUUCCUACUAGUUGUUAUUGACAGAAGCAAUUCAUUUUGAAAGCAGCAAAAAUUUUAUAUUUCUCAAAAUAAAAUAAAAAGAGAA